Messenger RNA from Rotaria sordida, 351 nucleotides. Lineage: Eukaryota; Metazoa; Rotifera; Eurotatoria; Philodinida; Philodinidae. The record is from the annotation of a GenBank genome assembly.
AUGUCAGAGAAUAAUGAAACAAAUGAUGUACAAUCGAUAUAUUGUCGCAUCUUGAAUGUUGCCGAAGGAAUUGAAUUGCCGGCCGUUCAACUCAAAGAUGGCAGUACAGUACAAACAGGCACUGUCGCUGCUAUGUUAAAAAAUAUUGAACGAUUCAAUAAUGGCGAAAACAAAGAAGGAGACGAAGCACGACAUGAACUUGAACGUUGUGUACCUGUCUUAUUACGUGUUGGUCUCUUUCAACUAUUCACACCUGAUGAAUGGAUCAAUAAUAAUGGUCAACAAGAUAAUCCCGGCCGACGAUUCGUUGGUCAACUCGCUAAGCAAUAUCAUGCCGAACAUUCAUCAUAA